Paramacrobiotus metropolitanus is the source of this 2634-nucleotide messenger RNA. RefSeq lists its product as uncharacterized. Bases 1 to 2634 code for a protein of 877 amino acids. The transcript is spliced from 4 exons. Gene Ontology annotation, molecular function: nucleic acid binding. The record is from RefSeq and is a predicted model, not a curated record. Gene Ontology annotation, biological process: DNA integration. NCBI's taxonomy places the organism in Eukaryota, Metazoa, Tardigrada, Eutardigrada, Parachela, Macrobiotidae.
AUGACCUGGCGCUGGUGGCAAUUCCAGUAUAGGAAUUACGUCAAGCUACACAAAAUCACGGACGGCGAAGACCAGAAAUGUCCACUCUUCGAUUCCCUGGGCGUCGAGGCUGGAGAAAUGCUCUUCUCUAUGUGUUUGCCGGCGAACCCAGACGAUUUCACCACAGCGCAAAUUGUAGACAAACUCGAACACGCCUUCGUGAAGAAGAUCAACGCUGCCACCGAGUGGGCCAAUUAUUUUAAGCUCAAACAAGAACUGGGUGAAUCCCUGUUGGAUUAUUCCAAUAAGCUUCGCCGCAAAGCCUUUCCGUGUGGUUUUCCAGCCGAUGUUCUUGAAAAGAACAUGUCGGCGACCUUUCUUAAUGGUCUCGCCAGCGACGCUGUACGGGAGCAUCUCCAGUCGAAAACGUACUCUACGUUGGAGGAAGCGCUGGAUAUUGCGGAGAACGGCCCGAGCAUCUUCCAACAAAUCAUGGAAAGGAUCCUCCAGGGGUGCGAAGGCGUCGCCAUCUAUCUGGACGACAUCAUCGUCACAGGAGCGACUGAUGAAGAGCACCUCCGGAACCUGGAGCGGGUCCUACAACGCCUUGAGGAACACGAACUCAGGCUGAAGCGCUCCAAGUGUCAGUUCCUCCAGGACUCAGUAGAAUACCUCGGGUUCGUGGUUGACAGCCGAGGCCGGCACAUCUCACGCGACCGAGUGAAAGCGCUCUUGGACAUGGACCGCCCGGCCAACCUGCUGAAAACGGGAGUGCAGUGGUCAUGGUCGAAAGAGCGCGAGUCACAGUUCCUGGCCAUCAAAGAAGAGAUAGUAAGGGCAACGUUUUUGGUGCACUACGAUCCCGAAAUGCCUCUCGUUCUGGCAGCGGACGCCUCGCAGUACGGUGUGGGCGCCGUGCUGUGCCAUCGGUUCCCGGACGGCACGGAAAGACCGAUUGCGCACGCAUCAAGGGCACUCACCGGAGCCGAGAAGAACUACGGGCAAAUAGAGAAGGAGGCUCUCGCCCUGGCCGAUGGUCUAAGCCGCCUGCCACUCAAUUCGACCGAGCUGGAUGGACUGAGCGGGCUGGGGAUGGACAGAGUGGUGAAUGAUGUGCACGGAGACAACGUAUCACGCUUGCCUGUCAAAGCAGAAGAAAUCGCCAAAGCAACCGCCGAUGACCAGGAUCUGUCCACGGUCCACGGUUACAUCCUGCAUGGAUGGCCGACCACGGUUAAUGAGCGGUUGCGUCCCUACAAACGGCUGGAGAAUGAAUUGGUGCUGAUCAACAACUGCAUCUGUUGGGGAUCGCGUACGGUAAUUCCGGUCCAGCAGCGUCGGCAGAUACUAGACUACCUGCAUGAAGCGCACAUGGGAGCCGUUAAGAUGAAAGGCGAGGCACGCGCCUAUUGCUGGUGGCCGCAGAUGGAUAAAGACAUCCAGCAGAUGUCUCGCGAGUGCCGGAUCUGCUCGGAACGCGCUAAGGAAACGGCCAAAGCACCGCUUUUGCAGUGGGAAGUGCCCGAAAACCCAUGGAUGAGGCUUCACAUGGAUUUUGCCGGUCCAUAUCACGGCACAAUGCUGCUACUGGUGGUCGAUGCCAUGUCCAAAUGGCCGGAAGUGGCGCAAAUGAAACACGCUACCUCCGAUGGCGUGUUGGAAACCUUGCGCAACCUGUUCAGUCGGUACGGCGCUUGUACCGAAAUCGUUACGGACAACGGUACCCAAUUUACGUCACAGGAGUUCGCAAACUUUCGUGCGGAACACGGGAUAAAGCAUCUCAGGACACCACCGGGACACCCACAAUCGAAUGGACAGGCGGAGCGGUAUGUCCAGACCAUCAAGGACGGAGUUGCAAAGCUCAUGGCUGACCGGAAGAACCUGUCCGACGCACUGCGGCAGUUCCUCUGGAGAUACCGUGGCGCGCCGUAUGCAACAACCGGAAAGUCCCCGGCGGAGUUGUUCCUGGGGCGGAAGUUCCGUACUCAACUCGACCUGUUGUCUCCUGUCAUGUUCACACAUACGGAGAGAAACCGUCAACGGUACCAGCACAAUUUCGACAAACGCACCAAGCGGAAGAGUUUUUUGCCUGGUGACUUGGUAAUGGUUCGAGAUUACCGCCUCAACCGAACCGUCGACUGGACCAGCGGCCGGCUGGUCAGACGUGAAGGCACCCGGAUAUGGGAAGUGUCCGUUGAAGGCGCCAUCUGGCGCAGGCACCUGAACCAGAUCCGACCGAGAUACUGGCUGCAGCCGGAUGAGCGACAGGUGGCGAAUUCCUCAGUGCCCGCGACGGUUGUACCGCCAGUGAAUACCGGAAACAACACACCCCGCGACAGCAGCGUGGUUCCCGACGCGACGCAACAGACGGAGCAAUCUGCAACAGCCACAAGCAAACAACCGGCGGUGACACCGAAAACGGAGCUGACAGUCGAACCGACCGUCACUGAGGUGACGUUACCGCCGAGUAAACCACCGAAGAAGCGCGCAAUACCACCUCCGAAACAAGAGCAACCGGAACUGCGUAAAACUGUCAGAAGUAACGCAGGCCAAAGAGUAACGCCACGAUUGAUAGAAGAUCCGAAUUUUGGUAGAUACUUAUCUGUUGUUCUGAGUGGGUUUCCCCACUGGGGGAGGUGUGAUGCCGUGCGGUAA